Molecule: messenger RNA, 994 nt
Organism: Cynoglossus semilaevis (tongue sole)
Lineage: Eukaryota; Metazoa; Chordata; Actinopteri; Pleuronectiformes; Cynoglossidae
Product: receptor activity-modifying protein 1
Exons: 5
Coding region: 106-717 (203 amino acids)
Biological process (GO): regulation of G protein-coupled receptor signaling pathway; G protein-coupled receptor signaling pathway; receptor internalization
Cellular component (GO): signaling receptor complex; cell surface; membrane
Molecular function (GO): coreceptor activity
Source: RefSeq, a predicted model, not a curated record
CUCACACACAGGCACAGGAGGCUGACCCCCCACCCCCCCUCCCCCUCCGUCCACCUCAGUGUCUCAGUCCCCUGACCUCCAGCUCAGCUCUCAGAUCUCACCACCAUGAUCUCCUACCUGAUCCUCUCACUUCUCAUCUCAGGUUUGAAGGAAUCGCAACAAACAAACACCACAGAGGAAGAAACGUCGCUAACGAGAAAUCAAACCGAGGUUUUAUCUCCAGACGCAAACACCACGUCUGGUUUCUCUGGAGAUGAGAAGAUUCAGCUGGAGAAGGAGCUGCAGGACAACGAAACGUCCGUGAUCACAGAAGAUGAAGAAAUGUUCCUGGAUCAGGACAACUCACCUCACAAACCAUGUGCACGGCAGCAGCUGUUGAACUACAGCCAGGAGUUUUGUGAAACAGAAUUCUACUUGCAGAUGAUGCAGCUGGGACCUGACAAGUGGUGCCACCUGGAGAGCAUCAGCAAAGCCUACAGCAGCCUGUCCAUCUGUGUGGAGAUGGUGUCGUCCCACCUGAGGUGCUUCUACCCGAACGCCGGCACUCAGGACUUCUUCAUCCACAUCCACUCUCUCUACUUCCAGAACUGCACCAAAAAGGACUUGGCUCCGGAGGACGCCCCUGGGUGGGUGGUCAUGGUACUGACCCUCAUUCCAGUCAGCCUCAUCCCGGUCCUGGUCUAUCUGGUGGUCUGGAAAAGUAAAGUCCAAGAGUGACCUAAGAGCCGACAUGCAGCCCAGUCAGUUGUGUGUGUUAGUUUUAACCACUGUUUAAGGUCAAAGGUCAGUUACACUUAUGCCAUUCAGACUUCUGGGCUCAUCUGGAAUUAUAAUUUCAUUAAUCUGGAAUUAACGCUGGUAAUAGAGUUGCCACGACAACAACAUUUUUGGCCAACGUGUAUCUUGAUACUUUUAAAUAAACAGUAACAUCUUUUUAGAAAUGGGUGAAAUAAAUAGAAUACCAUCACAAAUACUAUAACCUUUGGUGAAAAAA